UAUAAAAACCCUUCUUCUUUAUUCAUUCCCCUCCCCUGUCUUCUUUACUUCAUUUUCACUGUUAUUUUCGGCCAAAAACUCAAAAAUCUUCAGUUGCCGGAGCUAGAAACAGAGGAGAAAAGCUUUUUCAUUUUCUUCACUGAAUUUAUUUGUAUCCAAAAGGGCAAUGUCAGUUUGCAAAGAUCAAGAUCCACGUAUCCAUGCUAUACAGUCUACAAUUCGUGUUGUCCCUAAUUUCCCCAAACCAGGGAUAAUGUUUCAAGAUAUAACUACUCUGUUACUGGAUCCAAAAGCCUUCAAAGAUACAAUUGAUUUAUUUGUGGAACGGUACAAAGACAAAAGCAUCUCAGUUGUUGCUGGAAUAGAGGCUCGAGGAUUCAUAUUUGGUCCACCAAUUGCUUUGGCGAUAGGGGCAAAAUUUGUCCCUUUGAGAAAACCAAACAAAUUGCCAGGUAAAGUUUUCAAACAAGAGUAUGACUUGGAAUAUGGAAGUGAUUGUCUUGAGAUGCAUAUUGAAGCAGUAGAAGCUGGUGAGCGAGCUUUGGUGGUUGAUGAUCUAAUUGCUACUGGUGGCACUGUUUCUGCAGCUAUGAAUUUACUUGAGCGUGCUGGCGCAGAAGUGGUUGAAUGUGCAUGUGUGAUUGAAAUACCAGAAUUAAAGGGUAAGGAAAAGUUGAAUGGCAAGCCAUUGUAUGUGCUGGUGGAGUAUCGGUAGUAUCUGCAAACGAAUUAUGUUUAUUGUUAUAACAAACUGUACAUUAGAGGGCGCUAUUAUUGGCCAACUUGUCUGGGUUAUUUAUCUUUUCAUUCUUCAUUAUGUGUAGUGAAUUUUGAAAAAAAGGCCUCUUUGGUUUAUGUGGAGAACUCAUUCAUGAGCUGAAGUGAAGAAAAAAGGAUUGUUCAUUAGAAAUUUAUCAUCUUAUUCAA
Messenger RNA from Solanum pennellii, 927 nucleotides. Its product is annotated as adenine phosphoribosyltransferase 4. Gene Ontology annotation, biological process: adenine salvage. Gene Ontology annotation, molecular function: adenine phosphoribosyltransferase activity. The transcript has 6 exons. The record is from RefSeq and is a predicted model, not a curated record. NCBI's taxonomy places the organism in Eukaryota, Viridiplantae, Streptophyta, Magnoliopsida, Solanales, Solanaceae. Gene Ontology annotation, cellular component: cytoplasm; cytosol. The coding region runs from base 167 to 715 and encodes 182 amino acids.